Molecule: messenger RNA, 520 nt
Organism: Malaya genurostris
Lineage: Eukaryota; Metazoa; Arthropoda; Insecta; Diptera; Culicidae
Gene: UQCR-Q
Product: cytochrome b-c1 complex subunit 8
Exons: 3
Coding region: 187-435 (82 amino acids)
Biological process (GO): mitochondrial electron transport, ubiquinol to cytochrome c
Source: RefSeq, a predicted model, not a curated record
UAGAAUCUGGGAAUGUUACAAACAUUCAAAUCUGCAAAAGACCUGGGUCGUUAAGAGUGUCAGGCGAAACGCGAAAAAUCUGACAACCUGGCAACGCUGCUCACAGUCUGCUCGUUUCCGAAGGAAAAACUUGCGAGUUGACACUAUCGCUUCGAACCAACCAAAUCUACAAACUUAAACCACACAAUGGGACACGGAUUCGGUGAACUGGCCAAGGUACGCGGCAUUGUUGUUCAUAAAAUAUCACCCUUCGAACAGAAGGCUUUCGCAAACUACUUUAGUAAGACGAUUCCGAAUACUCUCCGACGGAUCAGGUCUCAAAUUUUUAUUGUGACACCACCCUUUAUUGUGGGAUAUUUGGUAUACAAUUAUGUGGAAAAUCUGCACACUCAGUUAAACCGUAAGAAUCCAGCUGAUUAUGAAAAUGAUUCGUAAAUGUUUUCAAUGUGUAUGCACUGUACUGAAUCAUGAUUAUACAAAAAUCGAUUAGCUGAAAUAAAUAUAGGAUACAUAAACCAAA